GGGGAGGAGGAGAGAGAGAGAGAGAAGUGGUGACAUAUUUCGCAUUUUUCUCUCGUAUUUCUCCUGGUGAGGCUGCAGGAGCACUCCCCCCCACCCACAGCACUGCCCCCUCCCCUCCACCCACAGCACCACCCCCUGAAGAAACUCGUGUCUAAUUGGUAACACUGCAAUGUGAUCCUCUAGAGACAAUUGUAGUGGUGAUGGUGGUGGUGGUGGUGGUAGGAACCCAGCACCAAGCACCACCGACAGUGAAGCACCAGGCGGCAGUGAAAUAGUGCUGGUGUGGUGCAUUAAGGAUGGUGACUGAAUAGUGACAAUGGUGAUGCAGUGCUGUGACUUGUGACUUCACCAUGAGACAAAGAACAGAGGUUUUUGAACGCAGCAUUAUUAGCACAGCCUUUACAGUAAAACACAGCCUUGUAUAGCAUUUUUAACACUCCACACAGUCUUCACAGCACAGCAUUUUUAAUAGCCUUCACAACACAGCCCUUACAGCCUUCACUAUAUAGUCUAACACAGCCUAUUUAACAGCCUAACACAGCCUUUUUAACAGCCUUCACAACACAAGCCUUUUUAAUAGCCUUCACAGCAUAGCCCAAAACAGCCUUUUUUAACAGCAUUCAUAAUAGCAUUCACAACAGCACACAGCCUUUUUAACAGCCUUCACAACAGCAUUUUUAACACCACUCAUUAUACACCCUCACACAGCACACAGCCUUCACAUCACAGCCCAACACAGCCUGACAAGCAGUGAGUGGCCAUGACUGUUACUAUUACCUAAGGCCACUGUGAACUUGGCCAUGGCAGGGAGUGAUGGGUUGGUGCAGAGGAGUGUGGGUGGCCGGGGGGUGGCAGAGGGCAGCGGCAGGACAGACAGGCCAAGCAGGACAGGCAAAACAAGCAGGACAAACACAGCGUUCCCAUGUGAGGAGUGUGGCCGAGUGUUCCAUCGUCGCAGCAAUUUGUCACGUCACCAGCGGCUACACAGCGGUGAACAGCCUUACCAAUGUCCGCAGUGCCACCGUCUCUUCACCCACCACAGCACUCUGCAGCACCACCUUAGGCUACACAGCGGGGAGAGGCCUUACCAGUGUUCUGUGUGCCUCAGAACCUUCCGUCAACGUCCUAAUUAUUCACUGCACCUCAAGACACACACAGGAGAGAAGCCCUUCCGUUGCCCAGCCUGUGGUAAGGAGUUUGCCCAGCGUGUCCACCUCACCACACACGCCCGACUGCACUCCGGGGACCUGCCUUAUGAGUGUGAGGACUGCGGCAGGAGGUUCUCACAGCGCUGCCACCUCACACGUCACAGAGGCACCACAGCAGGGCAGCCAGAGCGUGUUUGUGGGUUGUGUAGCAGGAAGUUUGUGUCCCAGUCAUGUCUUAAUGUACAUCUAAAGAGGAUCCAUGGAGGGGUGCACUGUGGGGAUAAGCAAGAGGAGGACAAGGAUGUGGGUGGUGUGAGGAGUAAGCUGCAGGGUGGAGGUGCAGGUGGAGGCAGGAGUAAAGUGAGGGCCAAGGUGGAAUGCGAGGUGUGCCACAAAAUUUUCCGCAAGCCGUCACAUCUCCGCCACCACCAAUACACGCACACCGGGGAGCGACCUUACCCUUGUCCACAGUGUGGCCGCAGGUUCUCCGAGGCCGGCAGUCUGCGGCGCCACAUGACCUCACACAUUAGAGCACACAUCAGCCUUUCUCACCCCGUCACACCUACACCAAACACACCAAACACCACACAAUACCUAAACUCACAGCCUAUACACCAAAAUAGACACUCGAGUUUAUCUGGGGACAUUGAGAAAAGCUUACAGGACACCCCAGGAAACCCCCAUAACAUUAACAACAAAGAGAUAGAAUUAAGUCACACUAGUUACCUGAGCUCACAGUCUAUACCCCUAAACAGACACUCAAGUUUAUCUGGGGACAGUGAGAAAGGUUUACAAGACCCAGGAAACCCCCAUAGCAUUAAUAGUGAAGAGAGACAGGGCAUUGGUGGCAGUGAUAGAAGUGUUUAUAUCCCUAGAGAGUUUAAAGAAGGGUGUAUAAAGACAGAUAAGGAUUCAUUAAGCUGUGUUAUAGAGAAAGAAGGUAGGACAAGUUUAGCGCAGUCUUGUUCCCUUCUUCCCCAGCCUUAUGUGGCAGUGAGUCUGUUUCUGUUUGGGAAGAGGGUGAAAGAGGAGGCUGGAAUGGAGGAAGGAGAAGAGAUGAGUGUGAAAGAGGAGCUGGAUUUGAUAGAAGAAGCUGUUUAAAGUAUGAGAAGGGAUGAAAUAAAGAAGGGUGAGUCUUUAUGCUUGGGAAGAGAGUGAAACAGGAAGUCAGAAUGGAGGAAGGAGAUUUGUGUACGAUUAGACCAUUUUACCGACAUUAGGAAGGGUCUAUGGAGGUCAGAAGAUUAAUAGCCACAGUCUUCACUAUUCUAACCCCUUCACUACUGGGACCCCUUCUUACUUUGAGAUUUGUGUACGAUUAGAUCCAUUUUAUUGACAUUACAAAGGAUCUAUGGAGGUCAGAAGAUUACCAGCCACAACCUCCACUAUUUUAAUCCCACAUGGGUUUCUGAAGCUGUAUAAAAUCACCAAAUAAUCACCAGAAUGGCUAUGGAAAUGUGUCAUGGUACUCAACUGUUUAAAGUGUGAUAGCUAAGCGUUAGUGUUACAAAAGUGCUUUAGUAAGUUACGUGUUAGUGAGGUGGUGUGAUUCUAUGGCUGUGUGUUCAUUCUAUCCUUUGUAAUGCAUCAUUCACCCUGCUGUCUGUCUGUCUGUCUGUCUGUUUUGUCUGUGUUACUCUGUGUAUCUGUAUCUAUUCCUUUCUACUUGCAUCUAUUUGUCUAUCUAUCUACUUCUGGUCUCUCUCUCUCUCUCUCUCUCUUCUCGCUUCUCUCUUCUCUCUCCCUUUCAAUCUCUUUCCCUCCUCCUGCAGUACUACUAAGGAGAAUUACCCCAAGGUUCACUGCAAGAUCUGGUAACACUGCUUGUCAUUCAGCUGUACACUAAACAAAUCUGUCCCUUGAGUCACUGAUAAAGCUGUAUCUAUAUUUUGUAUGUGAAAUAAACACACUGAGAACCAA
Portunus trituberculatus (swimming crab) is the source of this 3068-nucleotide messenger RNA. Its product is annotated as zinc finger protein 501-like. Bases 801 to 2249 code for a protein of 482 amino acids. The record is from RefSeq and is a predicted model, not a curated record. Lineage: Eukaryota; Metazoa; Arthropoda; Malacostraca; Decapoda; Portunidae. Gene Ontology annotation, cellular component: nucleus. The transcript is spliced from 2 exons. Gene Ontology annotation, biological process: negative regulation of DNA-templated transcription. Gene Ontology annotation, molecular function: DNA-binding transcription factor activity; RNA polymerase II transcription regulatory region sequence-specific DNA binding.